Molecule: messenger RNA, 1970 nt
Organism: Alnus glutinosa
Lineage: Eukaryota; Viridiplantae; Streptophyta; Magnoliopsida; Fagales; Betulaceae
Product: diacylglycerol kinase 5
Exons: 13
Coding region: 165-1628 (487 amino acids)
Molecular function (GO): ATP-dependent diacylglycerol kinase activity
Source: RefSeq, a predicted model, not a curated record
ACGUAGCUCUGAAGCUGUCAACGGGUCCCUCUGUAUCCUCCUCCUGAAUAGUUCCUUUCUAUAGAAAAACGUUUUUUUUUCUCAACCUCAAUCCGCUGUACCGAGCUGAAUUUGAAACCAGAUUCUGAUCUCUCCGUGAGUUCAUUUUCCAGAUAGAGGCAAUAAUGGUGGAUUCUAAUUCCGAGUCUGGGUUUUUAAAGGAUUUCCAAAUCCCAACUUCCAUACUUGUACCUGAAUCGGAGGUUGUGAAUGUUGAUCAUGUGCCCAAGUGUCCAGUGAUAGUGUUCAUCAAUUCCAAGAGUGGCGGUCAGCUGGGUGGGGAGCUUCUUGUCACAUUUUGUAGUCUUCUAAAUGAAAAUCAGGUUUUUGAUCUGGGGAAAGAGGCUCCUGAUAAGGUGCUACGCAGAAUCUAUGCCAAUCUAGAAAGGCUCAAGCUCAAUGGACAUGAAUUUGCAGUUAACAUUGAGGAGAGGUUGAGAUUAAUUGUUGCAGGUGGUGACGGAACAGCUGGCUGGCUUCUUGGAGUUGUUUGUGAUUUAAAAUUAUCCCAUCCACCACCGAUUGCUACAGUUCCCUUGGGAACAGGAAAUAAUCUUCCAUUUGCAUUUGGAUGGGGAAAGAAGAAUCCAGGGACAGAUCGUCAUUCUGUGAAAUCAUUUUUGGGUCAAGUAAUGAAAGCCAAGGAAAUGAAAAUGGACAACUGGCAUAUUCUCAUGAGGAUGAGGGCUCCAAAACAAGGUUCCUGUGAUCCCAUUGCACCUCUUGAGCUACCACAUUCUCUGCAUGCAUUUCAUCGUGUCUCUGAGGGAGACGACUUGAAUGUGGAAGGUUGCCACACAUUUCGUGGGGGAUUUUGGAACUACUUUAGCAUGGGAAUGGACGCUCAAGUUUCAUAUGCUUUUCAUUCCGAGCGAAAGUUGCAUCCUGAAAAAUUUAAGAACCAGUUAAUUAAUCAGAGUACUUAUGCGAAGCUUGGAUGUACGCAAGGAUGGUUUAUGGCUCCGCUUUUUCAUCCUUCCGGGAACAUAGCACAACUUGCAAAAGUAAAGAUCAUGAAGAAAUAUGGUCAAUGGCAGGAACUCAACAUACCUCACAGCAUCAGGUCUAUUGUAUGUUUGAACUUGCCUAGCUUUUCUGGUGGACUAAAUCCUUGGGGAACACCAAGCGGAAUCAUGCGGCGUGAUAGGGACUUGACUCCGCCAUAUGUAGAUGAUGGCCAUCUUGAGAUUGUUGGAUUUAGAGAUGGUUGGCACGGGCUUGUUUUGCUUGCUCCAAAGGGACAUGGGACUCGUCUUGCACAGGCACACCGAAUCCGCUUUGAGUUUCACAAAGGCGCACAGGAUCAUACAUACAUGAGAAUUGAUGGGGAACCUUGGAAACAACCCCUCCCAGUUGACGAUGAUACUGUUGUGGUAGAAAUCUCUCAUCUUGGGCAAGUGAACAUGCUUGCGACCCAUGAUUGUAGAUCUAAAAGUGUCCAUGAUCACUCAACAACUAGCCAUAACAAUGCUGAGGAAGAAGAUAGCAAUGAAGAAGACUCCACACAAGAGGGGGAAGAGUUUAGGAAGUUUGGUGCUGCAGAUACAUUUAGGAUCCCUGAUGAGGUUGAUAUUUCCCAGCUCAGUUAAAUUAUUCAAUCGUUCACCCAUUGGCUUCUACCAGUAGCAUGCCCUUUCCCUAAUCAGUAAUUUGUCUCAGUCCUGGAGUUCCAAUAUAAUUUUGAGUUCCAGCUCUUCUAUAUGAUGGCUUGGUCUCACUAUUUGAGGUCAAUUGAAGCAUAACAGCCGUCAGACUAGUAAAUACUUGUAGUAAUUUACAGGUGUGAUUCUAUUUAGUUACUUUCUGUCUUUGCAAUAAAGUGAAAAAGCAUUGUAAUCUCUCUUGAUGUAGUUGUAGCCAUAGACUGGCUACAAAUAUGUGAAUUUGGAAUUACAGGAUUCCUAAUAAGACUGAAUCUUUGAAGCGAUCAA